This is a messenger RNA of Monosiga brevicollis MX1, 1227 nucleotides long. RefSeq lists its product as uncharacterized. The transcript is spliced from 4 exons. Gene Ontology annotation, cellular component: membrane-bounded organelle. The coding region runs from base 1 to 1227 and encodes 408 amino acids. The record is from RefSeq and is a predicted model, not a curated record. Gene Ontology annotation, molecular function: disulfide oxidoreductase activity. Lineage: Eukaryota; Choanoflagellata; Craspedida; Salpingoecidae.
AUGGCUGAAUUUUCAGCAUUGAUGGAGCAAAUGAAGCAAAUGCAGCUCCAAAGCACAAGCGAGGAAGAACAUCGCCACAUCCAAGCUCAGAUCCAAGCUCUCAUUGAGCUUGAGCAGCAGAGGCUGGCCGCGGAAGCCGAGGAGCGCAAGCUCGAGCAGCAGAGGCUGGCCGCCGAGGAGCGCAAGGAAGCACAGCUCAAACGGAAAACAGGUCGCGGCAAGUACGCCAUCGGUUCCCACGGCGCCCACGUUGAUUGGGCGGGCUUUGACGACAACCACCACGUUGUCGUCAUGGGCGAGUGCAAAAAGCAGGAGCAGCCGUUCCAAGAAUAUGGGGGCCAGGUUGCCAACGAGCUCUUGCGACUGGGGGCCAUUCCAACGUUGUAUGAGAGCAACAGCGACAUAUCGCUGACUCGGCGGAAGGACAUUUUGUGGCCCAUCAUCAACAUCAACGUGGUGGGAGACCAUGUCAGCGCCUACCUGGCUUUGCAUGUGAUUGAUGUUCCAUGGGAGCAGUUUAAGCGCUGCCUGGCAGAGAUUCUGCCAUUGUUCGAGAUUGACGAUUUGAACGCGAAGCCGAAGUCAUCGGGGCUGUUCUUCUUGCGCCUCGGUGCCGCGAACUUUGAAAAAAAUCCGCGGCAGUGGAAUCUGAAGGAUUCGUAUGGUCCCAACGUGCAGGUCUACAGCAUCGGGAAGCAAAACAAGGAGCAAGGCAAGGUGUUCAAGCACUUUGACUACUGGGGACGCACGGCAAAUCUCUGCAGCAGCCUCUCGGCACAGUGUGUGCCUUACCAAGAUCGCCGCUACCCGCCUGACGACCGAAUCUUGACAAAACUCAGUCAACUGGAUGUGACGGGCUCGUUCUAUCAGAAGUGGGAGGUGGCGAGGCUUGCAACUGCCGUGGAUGUGCUCAGCUACCCUUACGUGAAGCCGGCAGACACCGUCGAGAUUGAGCAACUGGUCCAGGUCAUCUACCAACUGAAGGCCAUCCAUAGCGUUGACUUUGUGCACGGCGACAUUCUUCCUCGCAACAUUCUUUUUUGCAGCGACUGGGAAGGGCAUCCUGCGGCCUUUCUCAUCGACUUUGAUCUCGGCCGGUUUCUUGCUGCUAAUCCUGCCCACAACCCCGUCUAUGCCUCCAAUUUUGCCAGGGAAGGAAAGCCGCUGGAGCCUUUUCCUACGACGACCUCACACAUUGACACCUACUUUUGGACCCCCUGGGCUUGA